Molecule: messenger RNA, 2074 nt
Organism: Daldinia vernicosa
Lineage: Eukaryota; Fungi; Ascomycota; Sordariomycetes; Xylariales; Hypoxylaceae
Product: PLP-dependent transferase
Exons: 2
Coding region: 416-1780 (454 amino acids)
Source: RefSeq, a predicted model, not a curated record
UCCUACUGCACCUAUUAACUAGGCAUCAAACGCUUUGCAACAAUGUUUAAAUCGUGGGUGUUCACAAUAAUCAUGAAUAAGUCAUGAUUAUUAAUUGUUUACCUUUGGACAUGACGGGUUCUAUAUUUGGCAAGACAACGCUUGUGUAAUCCAAUGUAAUUCUCGACAAACAGACGUUGAUUCGUGACGCCCAGCUGGGUAUACCCGGUAUACCAAGGAUAGGAUGCUUAUGGUUGAUUACAUCAUUCGAGCAUUGCAUUGCUUGGAUUGCUUGGCCACCAUUCGGCCAAUAGCCAUGGCGUGAGCUGCUAUCAAUAGUCGCAACGUUUACUCAACAUCAAGUCACGAUCAGAUUACCAAGUUUAGAUCUUACCACGAAUCUUCACUAUCAAGCUACCUGGACAUAACAUACAGCAUGAACGCGCCUCAGGAUAACUCGUCGAUCAUACCGACGACGAUAUCCUUCGGGAAACAAAUGCGCCAGGCUCAUUUUAACUUUGCUCCCUCGUACACCCCGCUGAAUCACGGAUCCUUCGGGUCUUUUCCCUCGGGGGUUCGAGAGCAUCAGCGGCGGCUGCAACGCGAAACUGAGGCGAGGCCAGAUACCUUCAUACGCUUUGAAUAUCCUAGACUCCUUCGGGAAGCAAGGGAAGCCGUCGCCCCGCUGUUGGGAGCAGAGACCGACGAAGUGGUUUUUAUUCCUAACGCAUUAACGGCAAUCAAUACCAUCCUAAGGAAUUUAACGUAUCGCGAUGGCGACGUCAUAGUAUAUUUUAGUACGGCAUAUGACGCAUGCCACAAGACUAUUCAAUCUCUAGAGGAGACUACUGAAGUCAGAGGACAUUGCAUCGAGUUAGUGUACCCCAUCGAGGACGAUGAAAUCCUCGAUAAGUUCCGCUCCGCAAUCCUCGAGGUUCAAAAUCAAGGCAAGUCAGUUAAACUGGCUCUGUUUGAUACUGUCCUCACCUUCCCCGGAGUGCGUUUUCCGUGGGAAAGUCUGGUGCCUAUAUGUAGAGAAUAUGGGAUUCUGAGUUGUAUAGAUGGUGCACAUGGGAUAGGUCAUAUUGAUUUGCGACACGCCUCUCAAGUCGGACCAGAUUUCUUCAUUACCAACUGCUACAAAUGGCUUAUGGUGCCCCGUGGGUGUACGGUGCUCUACGUACCUUAUCGUAAUCAAGCUUUGAUCAGGACGACGUAUCCGACCGGCGAAGGUUAUCAACCACUUGAGCACCGCGUGGAGAUGUCCGAAAGAAACUACUUUGUCAACUUGUUUGAGAAAGUAUCUACGGUAGAUACUAGUCCGUAUAUAUGUGUGACAGAAGCGCUCAAAUUUAGAGCCCAAGUUUGCGGCGGCGAGGAGAAGGUGCGCAACUAUAGCGUGAAUUUAGCAAAAGAAGGCGGCGAGUUGAUGGCAAAAAUCAUGGGAACGGAGGUCCUGGAGAACCGAGCGGGGACACUUCGAGAUUGCUUCUUUACUAACGUGAGGCUACCCUUAGACGUAGUAGCAGAGGAUUCGCCGGAGUCGCAAGAGAAGGAUAAGGUUCUAGCUCGAGACGGGCAGGCAGUAGCUGAUUGGAUUACGAAAACGACCGUCGAAGAGUAUGAGACUUUCAUAGCGACGAGAUAUUACGCCGGCGCGUUUUGGGUUAGGAUUUCUAGUCAGAUUUACCUUGACCGCGCGGAUUUCGAAUGGGCUGCUAAUGUCUUGGUUGAACUUUGCGGCCGUGUGAGAAGAGGCAUACGGCCGUCGAAGCAGAGCAAUAUGAUUAUGAUAUUAUGAUAUGAUUGUGGCCUAAUAAUAGCCAACAGGAAAGAGAGCCGCUAGAAUGGUGGCUUAUGCAAGUAUACCUAGAUAUUUAGAUAUGUCGUCCAAAUUGGGCGCCACGGUGAGGUAAGAGUUGUGUUACCAAUUUGAUCCGAAUGGCUGAUGGAGCUUGUUUAUUUACACUCAAAUUUUCUCGUUGAUGAAUGAAGAUAAUGAAGAUAGUAAAGAUAAUCCCGAGUGUAAGUGAGUGAGUUGUAAGUGGCGUGGGGGAAUACGAUAUCAGAUAUCAUAACUCUCUCAUUUCGUUAG